Clarias gariepinus (North African catfish) is the source of this 719-nucleotide messenger RNA. RefSeq names its product single-stranded DNA binding protein 1 (gene ssbp1). The record is from RefSeq and is a predicted model, not a curated record. Gene Ontology annotation, cellular component: mitochondrial nucleoid. Gene Ontology annotation, molecular function: single-stranded DNA binding. The transcript is spliced from 6 exons. NCBI's taxonomy places the organism in Eukaryota, Metazoa, Chordata, Actinopteri, Siluriformes, Clariidae. Gene Ontology annotation, biological process: positive regulation of helicase activity; mitochondrial DNA replication. The coding region runs from base 29 to 469 and encodes 146 amino acids.
CUUUUUUCCAUAGAUUAAUCAGUCAAAAAUGCUUCGGACUGGAUCAGCACUGUUAUUCAGGCAGAUUGCCAGGCACAGAUCUACAGAUGCCAGUCUCAUCUUGGAGAGAUCCAUUAACCGGGUGCAGCUGCUGGGGCGUGUGGGUCAGGACCCUGUUAUGAGACAGGUCGAAGGUAGAAAUCCAGUCACCAUAUUCUCUAUGGCCACUAACGAGAUGUGGCGCUCUGGAGAAGGAGAAAUCUCACAGACAGGAGAUGUCAGCCAGAAGACAACGUGGCACAGAAUCUCAGUGUUUAAGCCUGGUCUAAGAGACGUAGCCUACAACUAUGUAAAGAAAGGGUCACGGGUUCUCGUUGAGGGGAAGCUGGACUAUGGCGAAUAUGUUGACAAGAACAACGUGAGACGGCAGGCGACCACCAUCAUUGCAGAUAACAUUGUCUUUUUGAGUGAAAUACGGGAUCGGGAAUGAAGGCUUUUUCUGGAAGCUCAGUUAACAAUACAUAGUGUAUUAUGAUAUUUUUGUUAUUUGUUCUUUUAUGUUUGUUCAGUAGUUGAAUGAAGGUAUUAUAAUUAUGUCUCACUUCCUUCUCUGACCACGAGCCUUUAGGUUUGACCAAACCUUACAGUGGACUUUGUCGAAAACAUUUUUGCUUUUAUUACUGACAUACUCUGUGUUAUAUUGUAAUAAAAAACUCCUGUCUUUAGGGAUUUGGUGUUCA